Jaminaea rosea is the source of this 2196-nucleotide messenger RNA. Its product is annotated as translation initiation factor eIF-3b. Gene Ontology annotation, molecular function: translation initiation factor binding; RNA binding; translation initiation factor activity. Bases 1 to 2196 code for a protein of 731 amino acids. Gene Ontology annotation, cellular component: eukaryotic translation initiation factor 3 complex. The transcript is spliced from 3 exons. Gene Ontology annotation, biological process: translational initiation. Lineage: Eukaryota; Fungi; Basidiomycota; Exobasidiomycetes; Microstromatales. The record is from RefSeq and is a predicted model, not a curated record.
AUGUCGCUAGACGACGAAGACAUUGAUUUCUCAGAUAUUGAGCAAAAAUACGCCGUACGAUUCGACGAGGGACUCGACCACGUCGUAGUCAUCGACAACGUACCUGUAGUAGACGACGCGAAGAAGGGGAAGCUCUUUGACAUCAUCCAGAAGCGAAUCAAGUCGCAAGUCGGCGUCGAUGUCGACAAGGAGCUCUUCCACAUGCCUUUUGGCUCAGAUGGCAACUCAAAGGGUUACAUGUUUGUCGAGCUCGCGAGCGCAGACGAUGCCGCCUUGGCCGUCAAGACGCUCGAUGGCUUCCCCCUCGACAAGCGCCAUCGCUUCGCAGUCAACCGAUUCAGCGACAUCGAGGCUCUCGCAGACAUCGAUGAGAACUUUACAGAGCCUCAGCAGGAGGAGUACGUGCCUAAUGAGCACCUUCGCUCAUGGCUCCUCGAUCCGCAAGGGCGAGACCAAGUCGUCAUGUGCCGCGGUAACGAAGUCGCAGUAGCAUGGCACAACCGCUCCUCACCGCCGCAAGUCAUCGACUCAAGACCAGGAUGGACAGAGUCAUACGUUCAGUGGUCACCAUUCGGUACUUUCCUUGCUACCCUCCACGGCCCUGGUGUUGCGCUUUGGGGUGGGCCGUCGUACAAGAAGUUCAUGCGCUUCAGCCACCGCGGUGCUCGCCUCGUCGACUUCUCUCCAUCAGAAAAGUACAUGAUCACCUGGUCGCACGAGCCCAUCGCUGUGCCCGAGAAUGCGCCUGUAGGACCUCAGCACUUCACCGCAGAGGACGAGGGCAACCGCGUAGCAGUAUGGGAGGUCAGGACAGGACACCUUCUCCGCACCUUCCCUAUGGCGCAGGAUGAGAAGAAGGGUUUCCAAUGGCCGAUGCUCAAGUGGUCAGGCGACGACCAAUACUGCGCCCAGGUGAUCCCGGGCAAGCAGAUCCGCGUCUACGAGGCUCCGUCAAUGGGCCUCCAGGACAAGAAGAGCAUCAACAUCGAGGGUGUCGUCGACUUUGAGUGGUGUCCGCUUGGCGACAAGGAUAGGGAAGCCAUCGAUGCCUGGGGAGACGGCUCGAACCCCGCAAAGGGAGCAAAGAAGCCGCGUGAUAACAUGAUCGCUUUCUGGGUUCCCGAGGUUGCCAACCAGCCCGCACGAGCAUCAGUCAUGACCAUUCCCAACCGCGAGAUUGUUCGCUCCAAGAAUCUCUUCAACGUCUCGGACUGCAAGCUUCACUGGCACCCGCAGGGCAACUACCUCUGCGUCAAGGUUGACCGACACACCAAGACGAAGAAGUCGAUGUUCUGCAACUUUGAGAUCUUUAGAAUGAGGGAAAAGGACUUCCCUGUCGAGGUCGUCGAGCUCAAGGAUCCCGUCACUGCUUUCGCUUGGGAGCCGCAAGGAUCGCACUUCGCCGUCAUCUCGAGCAACGACCCCAACCUGGGCAUGACCGCACCCGGUAUCACGAUCAAGACGCAGCUUAACUUCUUCCACCUCGACCCCAAGAAGGGAGACUUCCGCCUCCUCAAGAUGCUUGACAACAAGACGUGCAACACCGUCUUCUGGUCGCCCAAGGGACGCCAUGUCGUCGUUGCGACGCUCGGCUCAUCACAGAAGUUCGACCUCGAGUGGUACGAUGUCGAGUUCAACGCCGAGAUCCGUCAGGGUGCUGCACCCGUCGACCCGGCGGACGAGGUAAAGCUCAUCGGCUCGGGCGAGCACUACGGUAUCACCGACCUCGAGUGGGACCCCUCUGGCCGCUAUGUGGCUACGAGCGCAAGUGCGUGGCGUCACUCCCUCGAGAACGGCUACGCAGUGUGGGACUUUAGAGGCCAGGAGCUGCAGAAGCACGUACAGGACCGCUUCAAGCAGAUCCUGUGGCGCCCUCGCCCGCGCAGCCUGCUCAGCAAGGAGGACCAGAAGCGCGUGAGGCGCAACAUCCGCGAGCUGGGCAAGCAGUUCGAGGAGGAGGACCUGGCUGAGGAAUCCAACCUCGCGCUGCAGAACAAGGAGCUCUACUUGCGCGCCAUCGAUGAGUGGAAGGCAUGGAGGGCAUCAACCAAGGAGAGGCUGGAGAGCAAGAGGAAGGACAUGGGUCUCCCUCCGCUGCCGAGUGUUUCGGAGCAGCUGGAGCAGGAGGCCGAUCAGACUAUCGAGGAGGAGGUCGAGGAGCUCCUCGAGGAGACGGAGGAGGUAGUCGUUGGGUGA